AAGAGCGUGUUGAUUUAUGAGAUGCUGCUAAAUGAGUUCUCUAAAACCAGCAGAGAUCAACAGAUUUGGAUAAUGAUACUCUUGCUACAAUGUUAUCCCAAGGGCUUGUUUUCGGUUUAUACGGCAGUUGCUUUUUUCUUAAAGAGUGGUUUAGUAGGAACCAUACCAUUUCUAAUGCAAAUAAAAGACACUCUGUUCAUGCUCUUUGUGCCGGCGUAUUUAUCGGAAUCCAUUAAUACUGAGUACGAGAAGAUUUUGAAGAUUCUGUGGAAACAGACGCUGUUUUGCAAUGAUAAAGAUCUUUUGCUUGAAAAACGACAUGCGUAUUUGUAUGUGAAAAAUCGGCCAGUACAAUUCAAUGUAUGUAAAGGAAUAACUGUUAAUCUGUCUUUGCCUAUUGGCUUUAUAGGUAUAAGUAUCAGUCAUUUGGUUGUACUUUUACAAUUCAGAAAUGUUCGCGUUAAAUUUUCUUAAAUGUAUUUAUUAUAGCACUGGGAUUUGUGUGUUUCAUAUGAAUAUUAAACUAGUUAUUACCUGCUGCUUCGCACGCAAAGUUGAUGAGGGUAUCGCUAUCUCUAGGAAUAUUAUUGUCAGCAUAUUUCGGUAUAAAC
Colias croceus (clouded yellow) is the source of this 611-nucleotide messenger RNA. RefSeq lists its product as uncharacterized. Gene Ontology annotation, cellular component: membrane. Lineage: Eukaryota; Metazoa; Arthropoda; Insecta; Lepidoptera; Pieridae. The coding region runs from base 22 to 474 and encodes 150 amino acids. The record is from RefSeq and is a predicted model, not a curated record. The transcript is spliced from 4 exons. Gene Ontology annotation, biological process: sensory perception of taste.